CUCGCCCCCCUCGUUGGCCCGGAGGGUGAAGAUGCCGCCCAAUAAGAGUGUGAGUUAUCCGCGCCCAGCCACGCCUACGAACGGUUCCCGGCUUACCAUUGGCUGGGAGCUGUAACCCGACCUUUUCUCACACUCGCAUUUCAGGUCUUACGGUAGGGACGCAUAAGGGCGAUUGCGUAACCUUUUUCGCACUGACUCUACGCCUGUUUGGGUUCUAGAGAGGGAGAAACAAGCGGCAGGGUGAUAUGGGUGCUAAGAAGGGUUGGUUUAAGGCUUAGAAUUCCCGGCUUUCCCGUUGUGAAGAUUCUCCCCGCGCUGAAGGGCCGCGGGGCGUGUGUGUUUCAUCCACGUUCAGCCUCGCAGCCACCUCAGCAUCCGAUCCUAGCAUACCAAAACCCCGGAAACCCCUUGAAAAUACGUCCUCUAACCCCGCGCGCUCCCGGAACCUCUUCGAACAUCCCUGCUCGGGGUUGUAGAGCGCUCAUGUCGGUGUUGGAAGGUUGGUGCCUCGCGCGGCGUGACCCUGAUAAGCUGGGAAGGUGAGGAGGAAGGCAUCGGCUCUCAGUUGGUUGGUUGAAGGCGGGCAGAGCGUACGUCUGUCGGUCCCAUCACCUCCCUCCUCCCCCCCUCCUCCUCCUAGUCCUCCUCCGCCUACUCCUCAGCCACCACCUCGCAACUCACGCCCUCGCGCAGUCCACGGAACCUUAUUUAUCGUCGACUUGUCAUAGCGUGGAACGUGGAACCCUGUGGAACGCCUGCCUGUGGAACUUUUGUGUUGGUUUGUGUUGUGUGAUCAGAAGAGGAUCCCUGCCCUGCGGAACGCCUGGGGAACAGUACUGAAACUUUGGACGCGGCGCUAAACCGUUCCGACGUGUGUUUGGAAGACUCGCCGCUCCUUACUCACCCACUGGGCUUCUUGCUCUCUAGUGCCCCGGAAGAGAAGGAAAAAGACAGCAGGGAAAGGGAACGCCUGCUUGAUUGACACUUAACUCCUACGCCUCCCCCUUCCCCUGCCAGCUGAUUCCUCCCCCCUUUCCUACCCCUAACACCCCUCACCCCCUUCCAUAGCUCCCCCUGGUCAUCCUCACCCCCAAACAAAGUGCGAUUGCAUCAACUCUCGGACGGUGACGAAGGAACGAAGAAAGAGAUAAACGAGAUAAACGCUUGACAAUAUUAGUUCCUUAUUGAUAACGGAAAACGGAAAAACGAAAGCGGGGAAACAUGAACACGUGAAUCUCUUCCUCUUCUUGAGACCCGAUAGAAAACAGAGACCGCACGCACCUCACCGCCGUCUUGGCCUGAAGGACGUAGAAACCUGAGAGAAAAAAGGCCCCCAAGGCGAGUGUUAUGGCUCCGAGGACUCAGAACUUUACCGCCGCCGUUGAAGUUUCGUGGACGUCGUUUCCGUAGAGGACGCAGCAGAAGGACCUCCCCCUCUACCCCCCACUCUACUGCAGAAGGUGGAGGUGCUGUUGCUGUCGAUCCUGCUGUAGUUCCUGUCGCUGUUCCUGUUGCUGUUGUUGUUCCUCCUAAACUCAGUGAUCGUCGAAGGAACGCAACACAAAUUUCUAUCAAGAUGAACCAGCUGUGCAAGGUGUGUGGGGAGCCUGCUGCGGGGUUCCACUUCGGGGCCUUCACCUGCGAGGGAUGCAAGUCGUUCUUCGGGCGCACGUACAACAACCUGUCACAAGUGCACGAGUGUAAGAACGGCGGCCAGUGCGUCAUCAACAAGCAGAACAGAACCUCGUGCAAGGCUUGCCGCCUCAGGAAGUGUCUCAUGGUGGGCAUGUCCAAGAGUGGCUCAAGGUACGGGCGGCGCUCCAACUGGUUCAAGAUCCACUGUCUGCUGCAGGAACAGGCUUCGAACCUCUCCAAGGGGCUCGAAGGUGGAGGGGGCGGCGGGAUGGGCGGCGGGAUGGGUGGCGGGGGCAUGGGAGGCCUACACGGGGGCCUACCUGGGGGGCUAGCUGGAGGCCUGGCCGGGUCCUUGUCCCUCUCCCCCGCCUCCAUGCCUGCGCUCUCCCCCGCCAAGUCCGAGGAUGAGGCAAAGAUGGACUCGCCGCUCAUGUCCUCGCCGGAGAGCUGCGCGUCCGAGGGCAGCGUCGAGGUGGAGCUGUGCAAGGCUAAGGAGGAGGGCGGUGGUGGUGGAGGUGGUGGUGGUAGUAGUGCACGGAGGGAAGCAGCAGCAGCGGCGGCGGCGGCGGCGACGGCGCGUGGCCUGUCCCUGUACGGCCUGCACCCCGGCCUGUCCCUGCUGCACGCCUCGCAUCUCUACUCCCGCCUCUACCCCUCCCUGCCCCUCUACCCCGGCCUGGCCCCCUCCCUGCUGGUGCCGCCCCCCAUACCCCGCCCCCACGCCCCACACAGCCCCCCCAAGGACCGCCCCUCCUCCAGCAGCCCCCGCGGCCCCGCCUCACCCAGCGGCCGCCCCGUGUUCGAGUACCCGCCCCCCCUGGCCCCGCCCCCCCUCGGCCUUCACCCCCUUGGCCUCUCCCUCCCCUUCGCCUGCCCCAGGAAGCGGCUGGCUGACUCCCCCACCCCCCUCAGCCCCCGGGGGUGGGAGGCCGCCCCCGCCCCCGAGCAGGACGCGCCCAUGGACCUGAGCGUCAAGCGGCAGCGCCUUCUCCCCCCCCUCGCCCCCGCCACCCCCGUCUCGCCCCCCGUCUCCCCCCCCACCGUCACUAAAACGCCCCCCACCCCCGUCGACCUCACCACCAAGGCGUGAGGCCCCCCGCCCCCCCAUGGUACAAACUGAUAGCCCUCGCGUCCCCCGCUCCCCACCCCCCUUUUCCUCCCCCUCUUCACUCUCUCCCUUUCUCCCAUUUUCUUCCCCCUCCUCUCCCCAUCUUCCCUAUCUCCCUCUAUUCCUCUUCUUCCUCGCCUUCUUCCUCUCCGUCUUCUCCCUUCCUUUGCCUCUCUCCCUCUUCCCCAUCCCUUCCUCUCUUUCCUCCCUCCUUCCCACCUCUUCUUCCUCAGCCUCCUUUCCCACCAUCCCCCCCUUUCCCUCCCUUCCCUCCCUCCCUCCCCUCCUGCAAACUUGAUCCUACAGGGAGAGAAAAUGGAGGACGGGGCGAGGGAGAAGAAGAAACGGGACAACAGAAAAGUGCAAUGAUAAAAAUAAGGAAUAAUAAAGACAAUGAUGAUAAAGAUGGAAGAAAGGAAAAAUGAAGAAAAAGAAAAAUGGCGGUUGUGAAAAUAUUAAAAAAAGGUCACAGAAACUUUCAUAAGGGCUAAAAUACACCUUUUUUGAGGCUAUUGUCGCCCUUAUCUCCUUUAAUGGGUGAAAUAUGGUCCUUAAGAGAGAGAGAGAGAGAGAGAGAGAGAUUCAUUUUAUUUAAGAGUUUUAGAGUUAGUUUUAUUUCUUUAUUCCCCCGAGUGACAAGUGCGUGCGUUCGUGCGUGUGUGUAUUCCUAAGUGGUGUACGUGUGUGUGUGUGUGUAUAUUUUAGGGUGUCCUGUGUGUGUAUUUAUGUGUGUGCGUUUUGGAGGUGUACAUGGCGUGUGUAUAUAGUGAAGAGGCCAGUGUGGUGUCAUGAUA
Molecule: messenger RNA, 3537 nt
Organism: Eriocheir sinensis (Chinese mitten crab)
Lineage: Eukaryota; Metazoa; Arthropoda; Malacostraca; Decapoda; Varunidae
Product: knirps-related protein-like
Exons: 4
Coding region: 1577-2725 (382 amino acids)
Biological process (GO): regulation of DNA-templated transcription
Molecular function (GO): zinc ion binding; DNA-binding transcription factor activity; sequence-specific DNA binding
Source: RefSeq, a predicted model, not a curated record